ACGAUGAAGCACGGGACGUUGGUCCUGCCCUCAGACCGAGCCAGGGAGUACCUAGACUGCCUGGGAAAAAACAUCGACAUACAAUUUAUCGACAUGAACGAAAAGACGAUGAAGAGGCAGUAUAAGAAAUACAUCCAAAGGAUAGACGACAUGGAAAGAAUUCUUCGAUUUUUGGAAGAAAAUAUAAAAAAAUUACCAAAUGUAAAAAUUAAAAAAAGCAAAAUAGACUCAUUUUUGGAACAUGAUAAUGUAUACGAAUUGGAUCAAGUUGAAGAAUCGCUAAACCGUUUGCAUGUUCAGUUUGUUCGAUUUUGUAACAACAACAAGGAUUUGGUAGACGAGAGGAACAACGCUGUAGAGGAGAAGCAUGUGAUAUUAACUGCCAUGAAUCAGCUAAAUCCAGAUGGAACAAAGAAUGGAAAUCUUGGGAAAAAACUACCUGAAAAUUCGAUACCUUAUGAUGAGGUGAAUGAUGAGAGUGUAUCUCUACAAACGAAUAUGAUCAAGGAUGGGAUUAACAUGAUGAUGUUCACUAACAUCUCAGGAGUAAUAAAAACAAAAGAUCAAGAAAGCUUUAGUCGAACCAUUUUUAGAGCAUUGAGAGGGAAUACUUAUACGUAUUUUCAAAGUAUCGACGAGAGUGCAGCUUCUUCCAUGGGAGGAGGAGUGGAUGGGAUGAAGGAUGGAGAUGAAGGUGGGGGAGCAUCUUCCUCUAGUAUACACAACGGAAAUGAUAACGAUGAUAUAAUGGAUGAAAAGAACGAUAUAGAUAAUGACAAAGGAAAGAAUAACGAACCGAAGAGUGUCUUUGUUGUGUAUUGUCAAGGAUCCUCUCAAAGCAACAUUUAUCAUAAAAUUCUGAAAAUAUGCAAAGCGUAUGAUGUGAAGACGUAUGAUUGGCCAAAAACGUAUGAACAGGCAAGGCAAAGAUUGAAGGAAUUGAAGGAGAUCAUCACAGAUAAGGAAAAGGCAUUGAAAGCAUACGAGGAAUAUUUUAUAAAUGAAAUUUUUGUUCUCAUUAACGUUGUUGAACCGAAUAAGAAUAGCCUGAUAGAAGAAUGGAAAUUAUUUUGUAAAAAGGAGAGAUAUAUAUACAACAGCUUGAACUGUUUCGAAGGGAGUGACAUCACUUUGCGAUGUGACUGUUGGUUUAGUGCAAACGAUGAGGAGAAAAUAAGACAUAUGCUGAUUACGAAGUCGUCGAACGAUUUGGUAUCUGCUCUCCUGUUGUCAGAUAAGGUCCUCACUCCGAACAUCUCCCCCCCGACGUAUAUCAAAACGAAUAAGUUUACAAAAUCGUAUCAAUCGAUGGUAGAUACAUAUGGCAUCCCUCGUUAUGGAGAAAUCAAUCCAGCCAUUUCGACUAUUAUUACCUUUCCCUUUCUUUUUGGAAUCAUGUACGGAGAUGUAGGACACGGAGUUUGUCUCUUUCUUUUUGCUCUCUUUCUAAUUAUAAUUAAUCAUCGUAUAAAGAAUAAAAAUCAAAACGAGAUGGUAAGUAUGCUGUUGGAUGGAAGGUAUAUGUUGCUUCUGAUGGGAUUUUUCGCUAUUUACGCAGGGUUCCUAUACAACGAUUUUUUUUCCAUGCCGUUGAAUUUGUUUACUUCCAUGUUUGAAGUAGAUAAAGAAGUCGAUUCUGUGAUUUACUACAAAAGGAGGAAGGUAAUGAAUACAGCCAGUGGUCAGAUGGAGGAUGCAAAUCCGUACAUUUUUGGUUUCGAUGCAAAAUGGUUAGGAGCAGAAAAUGAGUUGACUUAUAUUAACUCGUUUAAGAUGAAAUUUUCCAUUAUUAUCGGAUUUUUGCAUAUGACGUUUGGUGUCCUCAUGAAAGGAUUGAAUGCAUUACAUUAUCGGAGAAAGCUGGAUUUUUUUUUCGAGUUUUUACCACAACUUUUGAUGAUGUUGUCAAUUAUUGGCUACCUGGUAUUUCUGAUUAUUUACAAAUGGGUGACUCCUAUAGGGUAUGGAGGUUACCAGAAGCAAGGUAUCAUCAAUACUGUUAUUAAUAUGUAUUUAAUGAAAGACUUGACGGCUCAGAAUCAGUUCUAUGCUCACCAGGGAUUGGUUCAGGCUUUCCUGAUUGCUAUUUUUGUUUUAUGUAUUCCGCUCAUGUUUGUUUGUAAGCCUGCCAUUCGAACGUACCAUAUCAUGAAGGAGAAGAAGAACGGGGGAGGGUUAUCCCGGGGAGGCAGCUACUCUCACCACGAGGAGAAGGAAAUGACGCACACGUUUAAUCACUUGGUAGGCGGGGGCACCUUGGUUGGGUUACACGGGGUAGUGGGUGGCGUGGGUAAUGGAGCAAACCUGGCGAACGGCGGUUCCUCUGCUCCCUCCUUGCACAAGCGAAGCCCCAACGUGUCCUUCCCAAGCGGGGGUGCCUCCAACAACCGCGAGGAGGAUUAUCUCUCCCCCAGGAGGCGAAACAAGCCAACGGAUGAUGAGAUGGAGGCCCACCUCCUUAGCCCUGCAUCCCCCGAGCACCCAGACGGUGUGGCGGAGUCCUUCGGAGCCGGAUCCGUGGGAACGAACCACCACGAGGAAAACAUCUCAGAAAUAUGGAUCGAGCAGUUAAUCGAAACGAUCGAAUUUAUUUUGGGCCUAAUCAGCAACACGGCUUCGUACCUGCGACUGUGGGCCUUGUCCCUAGCGCACCAGCAGCUGUCCUUUGUCUUUUUCGAGCAGACCAUCCUGAACUCGCUCAAAAAGGAUAGCUUCAUGUCCGUACUUAUUAACCUUAUUGUGUUUUCUCAGCUGUUCUCCAUCCUCACCAUCGCUGUGAUUCUGUGCAUGGACACGCUCGAGUGCUUCCUCCACUCCCUGCGGCUGCAGUGGGUGGAAUUCCAGAACAAGUUUUACAAAGGCGACGGCAUUCCCUUCCGCCCCUUCAAUAUUAAGAAGCUGCUCUCGGAGAGCGACUAA
This is a messenger RNA of Plasmodium cynomolgi strain B, 2919 nucleotides long. Its product is annotated as vacuolar proton translocating ATPase subunit A. The annotation marks the transcript as partial. The transcript has a single exon. The record is from RefSeq and is a predicted model, not a curated record. Gene Ontology annotation, biological process: proton transmembrane transport; vacuolar acidification. Gene Ontology annotation, cellular component: vacuolar proton-transporting V-type ATPase complex; vacuolar proton-transporting V-type ATPase, V0 domain. Gene Ontology annotation, molecular function: proton-transporting ATPase activity, rotational mechanism; ATPase binding. NCBI's taxonomy places the organism in Eukaryota, Apicomplexa, Aconoidasida, Haemosporida, Plasmodiidae.